UCUUCCUCCUCCCUCUCUCUCUCCAUCUCUCUCUCUCUCUCUCUCUCUCUCUCUCUCUCUCUCUAAACUUUCAACCAAAAAAAAAAAACAUAAAAAGAAAUUCAGAAAUUACGUACCAAAAAUCUGAGGAAACCCUAAUGACAGAAAUGGGAAUUGAAUGAACUUGGAAAUUUAUUAAUCAUCAUCAUCAUCUCUAUCUGGAGUUGGUGGAGGAGAAUGAUUCAGACCUUGAUGGAGUAGUGUGAGUGAGGAAGGGGAGGUGUGAAAUUCUGCUGUUGGGUCUUCUUUAGGGUUUAUGUCUUCACUCUGCUUCGCUUCUGGUUUCCGGUUUGGUGGACUCGGUUGCCAUGGAUUCUCAUUCUCCUGGUGGGAAUGCCAAGACGACCGGCAAAACUGAAUCCGCUAAUUUUGCCUCCUCUUGCUCGGAUUCUCCCCCUGUCCAAGAGUCCCCCUACUCCAAUUUUCUAAACAAUCUAUCUCCACUUGAGCUCAAGAAGGCUGCAGCUGUGCCUCAGGGUUUCAUCGGAAUCAAUUCUCCCCCUCUUGUAUUUACUUCCCCGAGGAUAACCUUACCGCGUGAUGCACAUAUAUUGAAAAGGCCUCAGGUCCUUCAGUUAUCAACUGAAGAGUCACCCCAACAUAAUGUGCGUGCAAAAUCUCCUCAAGACAAGAAAUCUGAACCUGUUUUAGUCACCGAUAAUGAUGAGGAUUUUGUUGUAAAGGAUUUCGCAGAGGCUCAGCCUUCUAAUUCCCCAAUUUGCGUUGAUGGGUUCUUGGUAGAUCCCUUCAUGGUGGAUUGUGCAAAUUCCACAUGUUCGGUUGAUGCCCAUGGGAAGGAGGUAGACUCUGGUUCCCCAAGUGACAUCACACCCUUGCAGUUCAUUACCUCGGAUCAUGAGCAGAACCACGAUGCAGAUGAACAUAUAGGAAAUGCAUUGGACAGCGGUGCACCUCUGGAGAAGUCAAAAUAUGUUAUGAAGAAAAUGGAGAUUAAAGAAAAGUUGCAUGAUGGAGAGCGCUCUCCUAAUCUCAGCUCCAAUGUCAUAUCUGAUGUAUCCGUUGACCAGAUUUUGCAAAUACAACAAUGCCAAGAUUUGACUACUCGGGGUGCAGGAGGUAGCAAUGAGGACAAAUUUGACAAUGCUACAAAUUCAAUUUCUGAAUCAUUUUCCACAACUCAUGCAUAUCAAGAUUGUGACAACAAUGCAGGGGCUUCUGCAUCUUACUUUGCAAGUACACAUAAUUCUGAGAUCAUCCCAACACAGCGUGGCCUGCUUAGACGUUGUCUAUUUGAUGAAGCACGCCCAGAUAUAUCUUCAACAAGAAGUGGUUCAUAUUCAAGUAAUAUAAUGAGCUCAGUCUUGUCAGCUACUUCUGCAAAACUGGAGGGACUGAAUUUAACCCGGGCAAACUCGAGUGCAGUUUCCAUCAAAAACAAAGUACAAGAGCUAUCCAAACCCAUUGAUGCUAAUGUUCCUCCUCGUACCGGUGCAAAUUUUCCAUUAAUAGCUUCACGUCCACUGGGCAUUGGCCUGCAUUUGAAUAGUGUUGUUAGUGGUAAAAAGAUUGGUCAUAUUGCAACCUCAAGUGCAGAACCCACAGUUCAUCAUUUGAUCAUCCAAGGAACUAAGUCAACUCUUUUUGAAACAUGUCAUGUGUUGGAUAGCACAAAAAGCUGUUUACGUGUUGAGACAGUUCAAUCUAGUAAUGAAGGAAGUAAAGAUGACUCCGAUGCUUCAAUCAUUCAUUCAACCCCUACUUCUGAGUCUCCCCACGAUAGUGGAGGUCAAAAUCCGUUGAUGCCAUUGGAGCACUCUGCUGAUACAUCUGCUAAGAGGAAGCUCAGCUCAGAACAUGCCGAGAGUCAAGAUCCAAACGAUCAAAUGAGCCCUAUGAAGAGAAGGAAGAAAGAAUCAGUCACCUCUACUAGUGAUGGUUGCAAACGCUGCAAUUGUAGGAAAUCCAAAUGCUUAAAACUGUAUUGUGAAUGCUUUGCUGCAGGACUAUACUGUUCUGAACCCUGUGCAUGCCAAGGGUGCUUCAACAGACCUGAAUAUCAGGAUAAAGUUAAUUAUACACGGAAACAAAUUGAAUCCCGCAAUCCAUCCGCAUUUGCUCCAAAGAUAGUAGAAAGUGCUAACCAGUUUCUAGAAAAUGAUGUGGAAAGAGAAAACAAGCCGACACUUCCUUUGGCUAGACACAAGAGAGGGUGUAACUGCAAAAAGUCCAUGUGUCUCAAAAAAUAUUGUGAAUGCUUUCAGGCAAAUGUUGGAUGCUCGGAUAACUGUCGAUGUGAGGGAUGUAAAAAUGUCUAUGGAACCAAGCAAGGUUAUGGUUUGAGUAAACCACUGCUAAGCAAUAGAGUCAGUGAUGGAAUAUCCGGAGAGGAGAAAUUUGAGGUACUUGCAGCUGACGAUGGUUCAUUCCUCAUGGAUCUUCACAAUCCUCAUAGUCUCACACCCAUGACCCCUGCAUUUGAAUUUUCAGACCAUGGGAAAGGUCCUCCCAAAUCCCGGCUCCCUCUCCCAAAGAUCCUAUCCUCACCUGGUUCAGAUAUUACUACCUUAUUAUCUGUGGAGUCAAAACAUUCGGGAGAUGCUGAUAGCAGUAUCAUGCAAAUCAGUAGUGCAGGAACACUGGAGUCAGGGAUGAACAACUGUAUUACGGAACGUAGCUGUAGGGAAAUGGUAGAUGGGUUUUCUCCAAGACGCGAUUCCCUCCUAAAUCUAUCCCACCUGACACCUCGCCUAGCUCAUCCGGUGGUGACCAGUUCCUCCUCUUCAUCUUCAUCUUCAUCUAAAGCAAGGAAUUCUAUUUCUACACGGGGUUCACGAAUUGUACUGGUCUCUAAGAGUGGCCAAGAACCCUCGUCAUCUCGUACUUCCCUCCAAGGACGUAUUUCUCCUAUAACCCCAAUUACUGACGUGCUCCUUAAUAAUAAAUCUGGCAAAGAUCUAAACUCUAGCACAAGACACUCUGGAGUUUCAGAAGAUGAUACACCAGAAAUACUGAAGGAAGCUUCAACGCCUACGAAGUCGAUUAAUGUGAGUUCUCCUAAUAGGAAACGCGUUUCUCCUCCUCACAGUUGGGCAAGAUCAAGCUCUUCAGUGUGUUUGAAAAGUGGGCGCAAGUUUAUACUAAAGGCUGUGCCCUCUUUCCCACCCCUCACCCCUUGCAUUGACCGUGGAGGCAGCAAAAAUUCAAAUAUUACCGACAUUCAAGAUGAUAGUAGAGACAAGUGAUCCGGAAAAAAACCAGGGCACUAGGAUAUUCUUUGUGAUAUAGAUGACGUUACAUUUGCUGGAACCGUGAACCAAGAGGAUAUCUUCUAGCCAUAGCUACUGGGUCAACUCGAAUACUUUGCCCAGGUUCAGACAUCAAGACUUUUGAUAUCUCCUCUUCGUGAAUAAAUCAGUGUGAUCCCUUGAUUGAAAGCAAGGAGGCCCAUAUGAUUGGAAAAUGAAAAUUGUCUUAUGCCAAUACUUGAAUAUGGGGUGAUCCAGCCCGGACUGUAAAGAUUAGGAUAGUCAGCGAGGGUUACCUCAGCCUACAGCUAUCCCAGCAAUAACUCGAUCAUGGAUGGUAUCGAGGGAAUAAGGUGCCCGAUUUGAACCGGUCGUGCACUGAUUGGGUGAGGAUGUGCUGCUCGGAGUAUUGCCGGUAUUCGUUUAUGUUCUCUCCGCGUCAUCACAAUAUCCUCUCCGUUCAUUUCUUUUCAACGGGUUUUCCUCAUCGUGUCCCGUUGUAUACCUACCAACUUCGCCCUCUCGGGGUUUCAUACUUCCUUCCCUAUAGACUAGUAAUGAGAUCUUUCUUUGAACUUGAAAGAAGAGGAAUCGUAUACAAAUUUAUCUGAAUUUCACAUGGCUCCGUUCCCAGU
Molecule: messenger RNA, 3880 nt
Organism: Punica granatum (pomegranate)
Lineage: Eukaryota; Viridiplantae; Streptophyta; Magnoliopsida; Myrtales; Lythraceae
Source: RefSeq, a predicted model, not a curated record